Molecule: messenger RNA, 2597 nt
Organism: Styela clava
Lineage: Eukaryota; Metazoa; Chordata; Ascidiacea; Stolidobranchia; Styelidae
Product: LON peptidase N-terminal domain and RING finger protein 1-like
Molecular function (GO): metal ion binding; protein binding
Source: RefSeq, a predicted model, not a curated record
UCUUUUUCUUGUAAUUUAAAGCUAGUUUAACUAAAAUGUCUAACACAGAAUUUGCUCGUUCUGUACUGGAUACAAAUUUUAUAAAUUUUGAUGAUGAAGUUAAAAGGAUAUUAAAAAAAGAUGCUCGUGGAUUUACUAAAUCGUCAUAUGCAAGUACAAGUUCAGUAACAAGUUCAUCAUCUGCUACAGAUAGCAAUGCUAUCGGAAUAUCUCGAUGUGACGCUUCACUAAAACUUGAUGAUGUCAUAACUUCUGAACUUAUGGAAGUUUUGCGAAGAGUGGCAAAGAAGGUUGCCUCAACAAAUGCUAAAAUUGAAGAUGAAACCGUUGAAAUGUUGGUCGAUAUCCUAGUCGACAGAAUUAAUCAUGCACUUGAACUUGUCGUAGGAAAAAAUAAAGUUGAUUCUUUUACAUGCAAACAUUGUUGGGAAUUAAUUUAUGAACCGCUAACGUUACCGUGUGGACAUACUUAUUGUAAAAACUGUGUUAAGAAAAUGUUGCAAUGCAGAGAAUGCAAGAAGAAAAUCAUGUUAAAAUCAUAUAGUUCCAAUAUUUUGUUAAUGAGCACUCUUCAAAAGCUACAUUCAACUGAAUAUGUCGGACGUUCUAUUAAAGAAGAAGGAGAUAUAUUAAUGACAAAUGAACAAUAUGAAAGUGCAGUUUUAAAAUAUAUGGAUGCAAUGGAAUUCACGCCCCAUAGCCGAUCCGCCAAUAUUUGUCGCGCAAAAGCAUUUUUAAAUCUUGAAAAUAUAGACGGAGCUUAUGAAGAUGCCAAAAAUGUAGAAACCUUCGCAAGAAACAUGCCAGAGGAUCAUUAUACAAAAGGUGAGGUGCUGCUCGCCGCCAAGAAACACGGCGAAGCUUUAAUGAGCUUCCUCUCUUGUCUGGCGAUUGAUCAAUUAAACACAAAUUGUAUGGCUCAAGUUAAAAAGCUUUUAAAGACCAUAUUGAUGAAAGAAGUUGACAGCCACAAGAUAAUAUUAAAAAGGCAAAGAGAUGUGUUCCUGUCUGCUGUCAGCGAUAAUUUGAAUAGACGAGACGGAAUGUUUCCGAAUAUUGAGACAACUCUUCCUCCAUCAGCAAAACGACAAAAAAUAGAAACGUCAACUACCUCAUUUUUCAACGACCUUUUGAACUCUUCGAGCAGCUCAAGUCAAGGAACGUCCUCCUCAGAUUCUCUUCUCACAUCAUUAUUGAGCGAUAUUGAAUCAAGUCUACUGAGUGAUAGCAACCUUGAAAAGUAUUUGGAAACAACGCAAAAAGAAACAGAAACAAAGCAAUUUGUAAGGUGUGUCGAUAGAGGAAACAUAGAAAGUUCUGAUUUUGAGUGCAGUUUAUGUAUGCUCCUGUUAUUUAACCCUGUAUGCACACCAUGCGGACAUACAUUUUGUCGAGAAUGUCUAGAAAGGUCAAUGGAUCAUGACAAUAAAUGUCCUUUAUGCAAAUGUGAGAUUUCAUUUAAUAUUACGGACAAAAAUAUUCAUUCAUCUCCGACGAUUGAUACUUCACUAAAACAAGUAAUUGAAGACAUUUUGCCUGACGAAUAUGUAGAACGAUUAGAACAACAUAACGAAGACGUCCAAGAAUUAUUAGCUUCUACUCCAGUAUUCGUUUGUACAAUGGCAUAUCCCACAAUUCCAUGUCCACUCCAUUUCUUCGAACCAAGAUAUCGUUUAUUGUUACGAAGAGCGUUAGAUCUUCAUGAUCGCCAGUUUGGAAUUUGUACUCCUUGCGAUGAAAACCCAUUUUACAAGUUUGGAACAAUUGUCAAAAUCCGAAACGUUUCUUUCUUUCCCGAUGGAAGGUCUGUCGUAGAUUGUGUUGGCGUAAGGCGGUUUAUGGUAAAAAGUUAUGGAAAAAAGGAUGGUUACGACACAGCUGAAAUUGAAUAUCUUUCAGACAAACAACCUGAAAAGGAAGAAGACAAAUCAGUUUUGGAGAAACUUCUUGAUUUGAUUUACACCAAAUCAAAGGAUUGGUACGAUAACGUUAAUCCUGGCACAAAAGAUUUGAUAAAAAAGCAUUUUGGUCAAUUUCCAGUGAAAGACGAAAAUAUUUCGGCUGAAGACGGACCGAAUUGGUUAUGGUGGGUGUUGGCUGUGCUACCUAUUGACGACAAAAUGAAACGUACCAUUUUCCACAAAACUGUUUUGAAAGAACGUUUGAUUCUUAUUCACCGAAUAUUAGCCUGCUUGAAAAAAAAGAUGUCGCAUGGCGGUACUUCAUCAUAAAAUUCACACAAUUCCAAUUUCUCAUGGACUCGAUUUGUCCAAUGAAAGUAUUCUUCGUAUGCGCUUAGUGGUUUUAUAAACUUGUCAGUAUUUUGAACAGAAAGACAAUUUCCAGCAGUAUUACAAAAUAAACUGGGAUAAAAUUGUCCAUACUGUACUGUUCUUCUACUGUCAAUAUUCUGUAAUCAUGGUUCAGGGUAUUCACUUCAAAUAUUUUCCUUAUUUAUUAAUUUUAUCUUAUAUACUGCCUGUUGCUUUUAACUCCCAUAUUGUGUGGGUGUGUCUUUGUUUUUUACGUUGAAUUUCACAUAUAUAUUUAUUAUUCUUUCCUUUCUCUUGCGAAUAAAUAAUACAUAUAUCAAGUAA